Messenger RNA from Anneissia japonica, 2853 nucleotides. RefSeq names its product ATP-binding cassette sub-family D member 3-like. NCBI's taxonomy places the organism in Eukaryota, Metazoa, Echinodermata, Crinoidea, Comatulida, Comatulidae. Gene Ontology annotation, biological process: very long-chain fatty acid catabolic process; long-chain fatty acid import into peroxisome; peroxisome organization. The record is from RefSeq and is a predicted model, not a curated record. The coding region runs from base 92 to 2098 and encodes 668 amino acids. Gene Ontology annotation, molecular function: long-chain fatty acid transmembrane transporter activity; ATP binding; ATP hydrolysis activity. The transcript has 21 exons. Gene Ontology annotation, cellular component: peroxisome; peroxisomal membrane.
UGAGGUCGAGGUCAGAGAUCCAGCGAAGCCAGUUGAUAGUUUUGUGUCGUUGCCGUCAGAUCGAGCGGAGACUUUAACAACCGGCAUCAAGAUGGCUCCGUCAAUGAGUAAAUUUCUGUAUAGUCCAACUUCAGCAGUAGCGAUAUCGAGCGCAUUUAGCAUAUACUACCUUUCAAGAAGAAUGAAUUCCAGAGAAAAAGGAAAACUACAAAAAGUUGGAAGUAAAUCAGAAAUUCCUGUGGAGUUUCAGGGUGGAAAAUCUAAGGCACAAUCAAAAGAAAAAGCAGCAGUAGAUUCUGUUUUCUUCAGACGUUUGUUUUCUAUACUUCGGAUACUGGUACCAAGAAUCAAUUGUAAGGAGACAUUAUAUCUUCUACUGGUAGCAGCUUCGUUAGCAGCAAGAACUUACUGUGAUGUAUGGAUGAUACAAAAUGGAACAGCCAUUGAAAGUUCUAUAAUUGGGCGUGAUGUUACAUUGUUCAAGAAAUAUCUGUUUAAUUUCAUUUGUGCAAUGCCAGCUAUAUCCUUGAUAAAUAACUUGCUGAAAUAUGGUUUGAAUGAAGUCAAGUUAUUAUUCAGGACACGGCUAACGUCAUUUUUAUAUGAUCAAUACCUAAGUGGCUUUACAUACUACAAGAUGAGUAACCUUGACAAUCGUAUUGCUAAUGCUGAUCAGCUCUUAACACAAGAUGUAGAGAAGUUCUGCAAUAGCGUAGCUGACUUAUAUUCCAACUUAAGCAAGCCUUUACUUGAUAUCUUAAUAUACACUCGUGUGUUGACAUCAUCAAUUGGGGCUCAAGGACCAGCGUUCAUGUUGCUCUACUUGGCAGUGUCAGGUUUAGUUCUUACCAGACUGCGUCGACCUGUAGGUAAAAUGACAGUACAAGAGCAGCAAUAUGAAGGAGAGUUCCGCUUCGUUAACUCUCGCUUGAUUACAAACAGCGAAGAAAUUGCCUUUUAUCAGGGUAACAAGUGUGAAAGAAGGACCAUUUACCACACAUUCAAGAAAUUGGUUGACCAUUUACAUCAUUUUAUUUUCUUCCGUUUUUCAAUGGGCUUUAUUGACAACAUUAUUGCAAAAUAUAUUGCUACUGUUGUUGGCUAUUGCGUUGUGAGUAGACCAUUCUUAAACCUUCAACAUGAGCCCUUCUUACAUCUCAACCACUCAGAAAUAAUGGAGACGUACUACAGGGCAGGUUACAUGCUCUUGAGAAUGGCCAUGUCAAUUGGCCGAUUAGUACUUGCCGGUCGGGAAGGCAUAAGGCUCGCCGGGUUUACAGCAAGGGUAACAGAGCUGAUUACUGUCCUUAAGGACUUGAAUACUGGACGUUACGAAAGGACAAUGGUAUCAAACACAAAUAAAGACUCUGAUAGUGAAGAGGACAGUGAACCAUUAGUAGCAGGAAGUGGAAAGGUUAUAUUCAAGGAUGAUAUUAUAAGAUUUGAUAAUGUACCUUUGGUGACACCUAAUGGUGACGUACUAGUAAAAGCAAUGACCUUUGAGGUCACGAGAGGUAUGAAUGUGCUUGUGUGCGGGCCGAAUGGGUGUGGCAAAAGCUCCCUCUUCAGAAUCCUAGGAGAGCUGUGGCCUUUGUUUGGUGGUACAAUGACCAAACCAGAAGCUUGUAAAUUAUUCUAUGUACCUCAGAGGCCUUACAUGACCCUUGGAACUCUACGAGAUCAGAUAAUUUAUCCAGACACAAAAGAAGAUAUGGUCAGAAGAGGAGUGACUGAUGAACAACUUGCAGAAUCAAUGGAAAAGGUUCAGUUGGCAAACAUCUUGGAGCGUGAAGGGGGAUGGAAUGCUGUUCAAGACUGGAUGGACGUUCUUAGUGGCGGAGAGAAGCAGAGAGUUGCUAUGGCUCGCCUCUUCUACCACAAGCCGCAGUUUGCAAUCUUAGAUGAGUGUACAAGUGCCGUGAGUGUUGAUGUAGAGGGCUACAUCUACAAGCAUGCUAGAGAAGUUGGCAUCUCUCUGUUCACCGUCUCCCAUCGCAAGUCCUUAUGGAAAUACCAUGAGUUUUACUUGCAGUUUGACGGACGUGGCGCUUACGAGUACAAACGUAUAGAAGACAAUACAGUUGAGUUUGGCUCUUAGGCGAAACAAAGUAAAUGACUACAAAAAUAUCUUAACUUAGAAGUGAGAUUUUGUAGUGGUAAUUACUGUUAUGCAAACAUGUUUAUUAAAGAGAGACAUAAUUUUAUGAUUUCCGAAAUCUCCUAAUUGUUAAAUAUAUAUUGAUAUAUAUAUUAUUGUAUAUCAUUAUUUAUAUUGUUUUUAUUGAUAUUAUUUUGAUAUUGUUAAAUGAUAAUUCUGCACAGAUCUGUUUCUGUAUUAAUGUAAUAAAAUGUUUAGUAUAUACAACAUUUUGUGUGUGUGAAAUAAUUGUUUAGAACGCUCGCAUCGCGGUACCUAAAGCCUUUAACUUGAAUUCGUGGCUAUUAUUUCUAAGUUUAUCAGGCAUUAAAAUCUAUGUGACUUAUUUUUAUCGGAAAGUUGAAUUAUAUUUGCAAUAUAAAGUCAAUAGAUUUAUUAAUUUAAUGUAUAACUUAGAUGUGAUGAAGAUUGUACAAUGAGAUGUAUUUUAUAUUUUGUAUGCAAUUUACAGCUUUGUUUUAAGAUUAUUCUCAAAUUCUCUAGAAAGUUUAAUGAAAGAGCUACCAUCACUGGUGAUAUUUUAUAUUUAAAAAUGCUAUUUAACAAAGGCUUGUGAUAUCUAGGAAAAAAUAUUAUUUUGUCACGCCGAUGUUAUUCACAACAUUACUCUUCUAAGUCUAAUAUAAAACCACAGAACCAUAAAUUUGAAGUGUAAAAUAAUUAUAGUUCGAUAAUAAAUAUGAUCAAUUACUGAA